AUAAUAUAUACAAAAUGGCCUUCAACUUCCUCGAUCUCCCCCCCGAAGUUCGCCUCCAGAUCUACCCCUACCUCUUUAACCCCAGCAAAUACAGCUCCAGCUACCGGCGCAUCACAAGGCUCACAGAACAAGCCGAAGAGGAAGCCAAAAGCCACUGCGAGGACGACACCCAGCGCCGCUCUAUCCCCGACGUAUCACUACCCAGAAUCUACCUCGACCGAUCAACACCGCCCAUCCUCCUCGUCAACCGGAAAAUCACAUCAGAGGCCCUCCCCGUCCUCUACGGCACAACGCUCACGGUGUCCAGCACGCCGACAACAUACCUGGCGAUGUGGCAGAUGGACCUGGCCGAGUUUAUCAGCGAGACACUGCUGCAGCGGAUGCGGUCUGUGGUGCUGAAGCUGGCGUCUCCUGAAAAAUACUUUGUGUUUGAGCUGUUGGAGAUUUGGGGGGUGAGGAAUGAGUUACAAAGGCUUGUGCUGCUUGUGCCGGUGGACAGGCCGUAUUAUGAUAUUACGAAGGGGCAGUGGGAUCUUGUUGAGAGGCGGUUGAGGACGUUUGCAGAGAAUAAUGGGUUUGUGUUUGAGAUGCAGUUUGAGCAGUCGAAACGUUGACGUUACGAGGGAAGACAUGUUCAACGAACAGACCAGUUCAGCUUGGAAGAUUGAAAUGCCACAGCAGCCACAAUAAGUAUCACAUCCGGUUUAAGUUCGCAUAAACCAAGCCCAAUGCAGUGGGGCAGAUCGCAACGGCUAACAAAUCCUCGUUCCAUACUUGAACCAAUCACGGAGAUGUAUAUAGAAUAACUGUGCAGUCUUGAGUAUAGGCUGGGACGCAGGCUACUAGUAGUAGGAGUCCUCCCGAACAGGCAAUCAAACACUCGCUUGAGCUUAAAUGUCCCUGUGGAGAGACAGU
This is a messenger RNA of Aspergillus versicolor CBS 583.65, 915 nucleotides long. RefSeq lists its product as uncharacterized. NCBI's taxonomy places the organism in Eukaryota, Fungi, Ascomycota, Eurotiomycetes, Eurotiales, Aspergillaceae. The record is from RefSeq and is a predicted model, not a curated record. The coding region runs from base 15 to 614 and encodes 199 amino acids. The transcript is spliced from 2 exons.